CUCAGGGACUGUGGGUGAGGGGGGCCACCUUCUCUGCCCAGGGCCGAGCCCCCCAGCACGUGUGGGGAGCCAGGAGACCUGGGCGUCCUCCCCGAGAGCCCUCGAGUGAAGACCUCGUGGAGCAAGGCCUGGGUUGGGGCCCCGUCCGCUCCACCUCCUGCUGCCCCUGCCCCGAGGACGCAGGGCUCCUGAGGUGGGGCCUGGGGCUCUCCCUGUGUGCUUCUUGGACCCUCCGGAAGGGGCAAGGCCAGGUCUAGGGUGCAGUUGGCACCUUCGUGUCUAGCCACGGUGUGCUGGCCGCCAGGCUGGUGGCGAUGAUGCCGGACAUGUCUCCCAUCUCAUUCCUUCAGGGUCCCGGUGUCCGCACAGCUGCCCUGCGUGCUCACCCGGAGCCCUGGGUCCCUGGGCGCUGGCCGUGCCGCCCUUCUCACCCCUUACCCUUCAUCCUGACACCGGCUGUCUCUCCAGGGCCCCUGCCCACACCCCGGUGCCUUCCGAUCCUGCUGCUUCCUUCACCACCCCCGGGGCUCCUCCAGGCCACCCUACGUGCUGUCUCCCAUGUGGGGCAUUCAAGGAUGCAGCCACAGGCCACAGCCUGUCAUCUCCUCCUGCUGCUGCCUCUCUCUCCACACCCUCCGGCUGGGCCCAGCGUGAACCCAAGCGUGGCCAAGUGGCCCCAUCUGGGAGGGCCUUGGGGGCUGUGUGGAGCCUGCGCCAUCCUCAAUCCCCCAAGUCCCUGGCCUGGAUGCUGGACGAGAACCACCACCUGAUCCAGUGCAUCCUGGACCACCAGAGCAAGGGCAAGACGGCCGAGUGUGCCCAGUACCAGCAGAUCCUGCACCGGAACCUGGUGUACCUGGCCACGAUAGCAGACUCCAACCAGAACAUGCAGUCCCUGCUCCCCGCCCCGCCAACCCAGAACCUGAGCUUGGGCCCGGGAGCGCUGUCCCAGAGCGGCUCCAGCCAGGGCCUGCACUCGCAGAGCAGCCUCAGCGACGCCAUCGGCUCGGGCCUGCCGCCCGCCUCCCUCAUGCAGGGCCAGAUCGGCAAUGGCCCCAGCCACGUGUCCCUGCAGCAGACGGCACAGAGUACGCUGCCCACAACCUCCAUGAGCAUGGCGGGCAGCGGCCACGGCGCGGGGCCUGGCUACAGCCAUGCAGGGCCGGCCUCCCAGAGUACCCCCAUGCAGGGCCAGGGUGCCCUCAGCAGCUAUGUAUCUCGCUCCAACCUCAACCUGCCGUCCAACCCAGUCUCCAUGAUGCACCAGCCAUCGGCCACGCCGCACUACAGCUCGGCGCCGGGCAGCGGCCAGCACUACCAGGGCCAGCCGUCCAUCACCAUCAUGGGCCAGGGCGGCCAGGGCAGCGGCAUGCUGGGGCAGCGGCCCAUGGCGCCCUACAGGUCCUCCCAGCAAGGCUCAUCUCAGCAGUACCUGGGCCAGGAGGAGUACUACGGCGAGCAGUACAAUCACGGCCAGGGCGCCUCGGAGCCCCUGAGCCAGCAGUACUACCCCGACGGCCACGGCGAGUACGCCUACCAGCAGUCGUCUUAUGCGGACCAGAGCUACGAGCGGCCGUUUGAGGAGCCCUCCCAGCACUACUACGAGGGGGGGGCCUCGCAGUAUGGCCAGCAGCAGGCCAGCUACCAGCAGGGCGCCCAGCCGCAGGGCUACUCGCAGCCGCAGUACCCCGGGCAGCAGUACCCCGGGCAGCAGCAGGGCUACGGGCCGGCCCAGGGAACACCGUCGCAGUAUUCCGGCUACCAGCAGGGACAAGGCCAGCAGUACGGGAGCUACAGAGCAUCGCAGACGGGGCCCUCCGCCCAGCAGCAGCGGCCGUACGGCUACGAGCAGGGCCAGUAUGGAAAUUACCAGCAGUGAGGGUCAGGCGUGCUGGGCGAAGCCUCGGAGAGCGUGUGCACUGGGGAACGGACGGUGCGGCGGCGGCUCUGAUGGGUUACGACGUGCGGGUCACCCCUUCACCCAGCGCAGUGCCUGCAAGCGCAGCCCACGCCGUCCUGGGCAGGAUGCUGUGUGCACUGCUGGCCUGAGGCGGUGCUUCCGUGGUGGGACGUGCUUGGUGCUGUGUAUAGUGUUGUGUGUGGACACGACGGAGAGGUUUUCCUCUCAGCCCCUUCCCCCUGAGUCUCACUACCUUAGGGGUCAUUUGUCAGCAAAGUCCUCUGUGCCCAGCGACGGGCAGCUUGAGCACGCGCCGUAUCCGUGGGGUCACCUGAACAGACUGCGUCUUCUUUCUCUGCUCAUGCUCAUUUUGCGACGUGGGUUGUCACCUCCUGCCACUGGCUCCGCUGCAGCCCAAGGACCUGUGACGCCUGGCAGCAGCCUCUUCCUGGACCACGACGGGGGCCAGCAGCGCAUUCCAGGCUCUUUCUGUUGCACAUGCAAAGACCUGUAUGCUUCAUUGCCAGGGAGGCUGUGAACGGCCAUUUCCAGAGCUUGCUCCUUACCUGUGUCUUACACUGAUGCCAUUUAUCUCAAAGGUACAGGUUUUUAAUUAAAAAGUAAAGAGGGAUCAGUGACUGUAUCCAGAUAAAUACGAAUCGUGAAGGCAACGUACGAUUGGCCUCCCCGAGGGGACUGGUCUAACUGAGGGAAGAGGCAUUUCUCUGGGAAUUGAGCUUCCAGAAGCAAAUUUGGCCCUUGUUUAUCUGACAGUCUUUUCUGGGAUUUGAAUUCUUAACAUGCUCAAUUCUAAGUUUAUAGAUAAUUUUAAAUACUGACACCAAGUUUCCCAAACAGUUGGCAAGUUGUUUAUUUUCUAUGAUUUCUUCCAGGACCUGCUUGUUCAGCUCUCCAGGCAAACAUUCCUUUUCUCCUAGGGAUAUCUGACAUUCAUAUCCUAUUUUAAAAAGAACACCAAUAACAUUCUUGGGUUCUUCCUAAUGAAAAGUAAAGAUUUUAUGUAGAGAAAUUUGAGUUGAGCAAUUUUUACAUGCCUGGAACAUUCUAUUCUAUUUAAAACUGUGCAUAUGUUGAAGACAGCUUACUUGGAGAAGUAUGAACAAAGGAAGAAUCUUAGAUUUUUAUUAUUAAGUAGAACGGACAUUUGAUCAACCAUUACUUGGAUACUAACGUUCGUAUUUACCAGGAAUCCUUAAAGAAUACACACACACACACACACACACACACACAGCUUUGGAUAAAUGCCAAAGUAUUUCCAAGAUCUACUGAGGAAAUACGAAAAAUAUCCUGUACUGGAUAUGUGAGGUCUACUGAAGGCAGUGUUUUUCUUUAGUUGAUGAGCUUUAUGUUUUGAAAAUUAAAUGUAAGUCUUUAUCCAGAGUGAGUUAGUGCUUUACAACUUGCAAGGUGUUUUUAUUUAUUUAUUUAUUUAUUUUUGCUUGCGUGAACCCUGUCAUCCAUGUGGGGAAAAGUGGAGGUGGUUCGUGUUCCCGUCUCAGAGGCGGAGGCUGAGCCCAGACUUGCCCCAUGGCAGCCAGUUCUGUCCUGGCUCUCCUGUUCCGGAGACUAACGUUGCACACGUGGGGACACAGCACUUAGUUUGUAGGCGUAUGUGUCUAAAAUGCCCUGACCCGUGGGAAGGGAUUAAUUUAUAUGAAGCCCUUAUAUGUAUAUGUAUAUAUCCAUAUCAAAUAACUGAAAUGAGAGUUCUUAAUUGUUAAAUGACAAAGGUACUCAUUUUAUUUAGGAAGUUAUCUUCCUUGAUUUUGUUCUUUCCCUUCCUGACGGUUUUCAUGUAACUAAUUUGAAAUUCAACUGGGGACUAAAAUUUCCCAUUGAAAAUGUUAAAACAUUUUAGAGAACUGUGGAAAUACAGUUUAUUUUUUAUUACUUGCCAAUCUGGGAAUAUGCCUUUUAGAUGUUUUUUUAAGACUGCUGUAUUAAUACUUUUUGAAAGAACAAGACACUUAAAAAAAUCAACAUCCCAAAACUUCAAUCUGAAAUGUCUUACAUUAAGAAUUUCUUGAAUGUUGUGUACAUAUUUAAAAAAGCACUUUGUGAAAUAGUUUGUACAUUUAUUUCCUAAUUUAUACAUGGUUUCUGGUGUUAAUAUAUUUAAUGAUUAAUAACAGAAUGUUUAUUUAAUGUGUUGUCUGUUUUAAUGUAAUAUUGUGGGGAUAAAGUGAUGCCAGCAGUUCUUUUUAAUUAACUGUACUACAUCUUCUUUCCUGUAAUAUGAAUGUUUGAAAAAAGCUUAGGCUAAAUGAAUUGUUCGUGCAGUGUGCCUGAUGGUGCUUGGUUAUUUUAUGACUACUUCUGGGGAGCCAGUGAAGAUGCAAAGGAAGCCUGGAGUUUUUACACAUAAUUGUAAAAAGAGGACAACUGUUUGCAGUUCCAUUUAAAAUUAUAUAGCCAUUACUUCAUUUCUAUUUAUUGAGCAGGUCAAAUCUGUCUCAUUUGAGUACAGUGCAUUUUUUAAAAAGCAUCCUUAUUGGUUAAUUUUUUUUCAGAGUUUGGUGUAUUGUUUAUGCUUUUGUGUAAUCUAAUAAACUGGUUCUUCAAAAAUCAGGC
This is a messenger RNA of Choloepus didactylus (southern two-toed sloth), 4492 nucleotides long. RefSeq names its product SS18L1 subunit of BAF chromatin remodeling complex (gene SS18L1). Gene Ontology annotation, molecular function: transcription coactivator activity. The transcript is spliced from 11 exons. Gene Ontology annotation, biological process: positive regulation of dendrite morphogenesis; positive regulation of transcription by RNA polymerase II. Bases 746 to 1879 code for a protein of 377 amino acids. The record is from RefSeq and is a predicted model, not a curated record. NCBI's taxonomy places the organism in Eukaryota, Metazoa, Chordata, Mammalia, Pilosa, Megalonychidae. Gene Ontology annotation, cellular component: nucleus.